AUGGCCAAGGAAACGCAAGUCGCGGUAAAGCAGCCGCCGCCGCCGCCGCAGGCGCAUGGCUAUCAUUUUGGUGGACCUAUUGGAACCUUUGGCAUCUCCAUCAUCCUUCCCGUUCUCGUCUACGUCUUUGCUUUCGCUUGCAACGAUGUCUCCGGCUGCCCCGCGCCCUCCCUGCUCGACCCGAAGAACUUGACUCUUUCCCAGCUGAAGCGCGAGGUCGGAUGGCCCGCUGAAGGAAUCUGGGGUCUUGGAGACAACAAGGUCAACGCCGCCGUUCUGGGAUACUACUUCUUCAAUGCGCUCCUCUACCGCUUCCUGCCUGGCACUGAGGUCGAGGGUGUCCAGCUUGCCUCGGGCGGCAAGCUCAAGUACCGCUUCAACUCCUUUUCCUCUGGAAUGUUCAUCUUGACUCUUUGCGCCGCUGGCACCAUCGCUCAGGGCGCCGAGUUCCCUGUUUGGACCUUCAUCACGGAGAACUACAUCCAGGUCGUUACUGCCAACAUGCUGGUCGCAUUCGCUGCCGCUACAUUCGUCUACGUCCGAAGCUUCAGCGUCAAGCCUGGCAACGUCGAGAGCCGCGAGCUGGCCGAGGGUGGACAUUCUGGCAACCUGAUUUACGACUGGUUCAUCGGGCGAGAACUCAACCCUCGCGUCACGAUCCCCAUCAUCGGAGAGAUCGAUAUCAAGGAGUUCAUGGAGGUCCGACCUGGCCUGCUCGGCUGGUCCCUGAUCAACUUCGCCUGGAUGGCCAAGCAGUACCGCACCUAUGGUUUCGUCUCAAACAGCAUCAUCUUUGUUUCCGCUGUCCAGACCGUCUAUGUCAUCGACUGCUGGUACAACGAACCCGCGAUUUUGACCACGAUCGACAUCAUUACUGAUGGCUUCGGCUUCAUGCUUUCAUUCGGCGACGUCGCAUGGCUCCCGUUCAUGUACUCCCUUCAAGCCAAGUACCUCGCUGCAUAUCCCGUUUCGGUCAGCCCGCUCGGUAUGGCCGGAAUCGCAAGCAUUAUCGGUGUCGCCUUUUUCAUCUUCCGCGCCUCCAACAGCCAGAAGAACGCAUUCCGCAACAACCCAGAUGACCCGAGCGUUUCCCAUCUCAAGUACAUCGAGACCAAGGCAGGCACUCGCCUCCUUAUUACCGGCUGGUGGGGUGUUGCCCGCCACAUCAACUAUCUCGGCGACUGGCUGCAGGCGUGGCCUUACGGCUUGCCCACCGGUAUGGCAGGAUACACGAUCGUCUCGGCUGGCAGCGGCUUCGUGCAGUCUGGUGUCGAGGGGGCGUUCAAGAUGGCCGAUGGUCGCGAGGUCACCCAGGGUGCGGCGCGAGGAUGGGGAAUCCCUUUCACGUACUUUUACAUCCUGUAUUUUGCGAUUCUCCUGAUUCACCGGGACCGCCGCGACGACGAGAAGUGCGCGCGCAAGUACGGCGAGGACUGGAAGAAGUACAAGAAGAUUGUCAGGUGGAGAAUCUUGCCUGGCAUUUACUAA
Messenger RNA from Colletotrichum chrysophilum, 1488 nucleotides. Its product is annotated as Delta(14)-sterol reductase. The record is from RefSeq and is a predicted model, not a curated record. The transcript has 3 exons. Gene Ontology annotation, molecular function: Delta14-sterol reductase activity. Lineage: Eukaryota; Fungi; Ascomycota; Sordariomycetes; Glomerellales; Glomerellaceae. The coding region runs from base 1 to 1488 and encodes 495 amino acids. Gene Ontology annotation, biological process: ergosterol biosynthetic process. Gene Ontology annotation, cellular component: endoplasmic reticulum membrane.